Mytilus californianus (California mussel) is the source of this 3378-nucleotide messenger RNA. Its product is annotated as MYCBP-associated protein-like. Bases 454 to 3060 code for a protein of 868 amino acids. The record is from RefSeq and is a predicted model, not a curated record. Lineage: Eukaryota; Metazoa; Mollusca; Bivalvia; Mytilida; Mytilidae. The transcript is spliced from 21 exons.
UCAUUAUAGAAAAGUAUGAAAUGAAAAGUUAAUCUACUUAUUUUGAAGUGGAUUUUCUAUUCUAUGAGAAUUAGUCCUGCUGUGGAGAAUUGAUGUAAAACUACUUCAGUGUAUCAGAGGAAAAAAAAUCAUUAUUGGAAUACUUUAUGUAUUGUCACUUGUUGGGGAGGACUAGUAACGCUAUUUGGAAAUCAGUCAUUGAUUUAUAAUCUACCGGACCACAGGAACUUUUUCCACAUAAAGAACAUUUAAAACUUCUAGUUUAUAUGAAUAAAGGAGAAAUGUGUUUGAUCCAUGUUUAUAUUUAUUGAAAUUCAAAAGACUGAAACAUAUUGGACUUUUUCAUGUUUAGGUCUUGUGAUAUAUUUAUCACUGGAAAAAUAUACAAACUGUAAAAUUUGGGGUAUUUGACUUGGAUUUAUGAAAGCAAACUUAUAACUUAAAUCAUUUAACAUGGUUAAAGAAGAAUUAAAACCUCGUCGUCCAAGUAAAGAUCAUGGACAUCCAAGAGAAAGACGCAUGUCAGUUUUAUCACAAACUGGGCAUAAGAUAAAGAGAGGAAAGAACCAAGGAGGGACACCAGAGAAAUCAGCUACCCCAUCACAGGAUGCUACUGAUGAAAAUCAGUCACCCACCAGAAAUGUACUUUGGAAUGAAGAGAUUGAGAAGCUUCAAAUCAAGGAGGAAGACCUGAAGAAUAUUGUUGAUACAUCACCACCAAAAGAAAAGGAGAGGUCACCAAAAACUGCCAAGGUCAUUGUCAAGAAAAUGAAACCUGAGUCAGAAUUGAACAAACCAAAGCCUAAAAUUGUGACUGUUGCCCGACCUGCUCCACCUGAUGCACCUAUAAAGGUACCAGACUACUCUGGUUUUGCUGGACCAAGAUAUUCACAAGAUGGGUCAGUUUUACCACACAGUUUACUUGGUACUUUCUCAGAAUUCAAGAAGAUAGCUUUGGAAAAAGGAGACCUCCUGGAUGUAACAGUACCAGGAGGGGAGCUAGAAAGAGAAACUAGUGUUCCAACACUUAAGUAUGAGAAGAAAAAACGUGUUCACCAACCACCAUCUCAUGCUAAUGAGAACAAAGCUUUACAUAACUGGCAAAUGAAAAUGAUUGAAAGAAAGAAGCAGCAAGGCUAUAUAUCUAAAUUAUUACAAAAGAAUCCUGAAGACUUAGCAAUGAAUGCUGCAGAUAAUUAUCGUAAGAUCCAAGAGGAGAGAUAUAUACUUGAUAGAACUAUACCCCUUACUGACUAUGGCAAAGGAUAUCGUGUUGGGAGUGAAUUUUGGAAACAACAGGAAAGAUUUGGAGAUGACGAUACAGGCAUUCAUAUGACUCUGACACAGAACGAGAAAGGAUAUCCCCAGCCAGUAACACAUGUAGGUAUACCUAAGAGUAUACGUGAUGAGAAAGGUUGGCACUGGGCUCCUACUCAUACUGCACCAGUCCAUUAUCCAUGGCACAAAGCUCCUUACUUGGAGAAAAGGAAGAAAGAACUGGGCAAAUAUAUCAAGGAACUAGAUCCUCAUAAACCAGAAUUUGAUGCCCUUGAAAUCAUAGGAACAAACCAGCCUCAGAUGAAGAGACCUGAAUCUGAAGUAGAAUUUGUACAUGAAGAUAGAAUGUCUUUGGAUGAUUUAGAUGACCAGGACAUAGAUGCAGAGAAGGAACCAGGAGAUCAGACCAACCAAAAUGUUUUUGGACCUUCACUGAACUUUGCUGGCCAGCCAGCUAGAUGGAUUGGUGAUGGUUAUAGUUACCAGGGACAAGUUGGUAUUGAAGGAAGGGUGACAUUUGAGACAUAUUCUGGUGACAGGGUGACAUCUUAUCUGUACAUUGUUAAUGAUGGAACCACUGCUGUGUACUAUGACUGGAAGAAACUACCUAAAGAUAACCCAUUUGAUUUGGUACACCAGCAGGUUCAGAGGUUCUAUUUUAAUAACAGUAGUGGUGUGAUUCUACCAGGAGAAACAAUGAAGUUUCCAUUUGUUUUCAAAUCCCCCAAUGCUGGUGUGUUCACAGAACAGUGGAAAUUUGAGACCCGUCCAGUGUUAUGUGGAGGAGCCUCAUUAAUAGUUACAUUAAGGGGUAUUGCUUUACAGGAAGAUAAAUUCCAAAAGGAAAGAGAACAACUUGAGAGAGAUUUACAACAGAAACAAGCUGAGCAGAUUGUAAGAAAUAUCCUCCAUAAUAUCAUCAAUGGUAUCAAGAUACAAGAUAGACCACCGUCACCUGUAGAUGCUUAUAUAACUGAGGAGGAAAUAUUCUCUAGGAAUAAUCCUAAGCUUUUCUACACUCAUGAUGCUGUCCAGGCACUGAAACAGUUGUAUGCUGAAAUAAACCCUGAAGAGAAAGAGGACAGGAUAUGGGAUUUAUCUGUGGAAGAUCUGAAAGAUGAGUUGAUGGCAAUGGAUGAUGACGAUGAAAGAAAGGAAGAUUUCCUCCACCAGAUGAAUACCCAUGUGUCUAAAAUGUCCUAUAGUCCAAGCAAUCCUAUCAAAAAAGAUUUAUAUAAAGCUGGGUAUGAGUUAUUAUUGGAGACAGUAGAUAAUAUAGUGAGUGAGUCCAUAGCUAUAAGACAAGUGAUGGGACUGCCUGAAAGAGAAUCUUUGGAUCAAAUAGAGGACAUUACAGAAGGAUAUUCUCGUGAAACAUCUUCCGUCCAUUUGGACAGUGAUAGUUCUAAGUCAAAGGGUAAUAAGACACCAUCAUUAGAUAAGAAAGUUUCUCCUGCCAAGGAUGCCAAACCAGCUAAAGGAAAAGAUGCUGGUAAGGCAGAUACCAAAGGGAAGACAACUCCUGGUCCGCCUGCCAAGAAAGGUCCUAGUAGAGGAUCUGCAACACCAGGAGCAUUACAGCCUGAAAGUCGAGAUAGAACUCAAACACCAACUAGUGCACCACAGAGCCCAAUACCAGAUUCUGAUCCAGUUUUAUAUAGAAAAUACAAGGAAAAAUUACAAGCUAAGGCAUAUUAUAUUGUUGGAGACAUGUUGGACAAAAUGGAGAAUGUGUUUGAAUGUAUUUUAGAUAGUGAAGAUAGACCACCAUUGAAACUGUGAUAAAAACCUUCAAAAAAACUUUUGCAUUUAUAGAGAGAUAUAUGUAUUUAUAAAAACUAUCUGUGAUGUUUAUGAAAUAUUUGUUUUAUAUUUACUGCCAAUUUUUUUGUUGAAAAUUUAUGAAAUUGAAAUAUGAAUGUUUUAUAUAAUUGAGAUUUUAUGAUUAUAAAUUUAAAGAAUUAAUCUAACAUUGAAAAGGUGUUAGUGAUAUGCAGUUCUGAAAAAAGUGAUAUAACUUCUUGGUUCAAUCACUGUUUAAAAUUAUUAAUUGUUCUCUUUACAAAAAUAAUCCGUCCAAUAAAUAUUAAAUUUUUUGAA